Molecule: messenger RNA, 2609 nt
Organism: Vanessa atalanta (red admiral)
Lineage: Eukaryota; Metazoa; Arthropoda; Insecta; Lepidoptera; Nymphalidae
Gene: Atg1
Product: serine/threonine-protein kinase unc-51
Exons: 17
Coding region: 259-2589 (776 amino acids)
Biological process (GO): positive regulation of autophagy; autophagy; axon extension
Cellular component (GO): cytoplasm; autophagosome
Molecular function (GO): ATP binding; protein serine/threonine kinase activity
Source: RefSeq, a predicted model, not a curated record
UCAAACACAACACCAUAACACAAAAUAAAAUCACUUUUAUGCGUUUUGCGUUCAAUGUAUGUAGUGUAUAGCAGAAAAACAAUGAUUCACUAGUGCAUUAGACUAAUAGUUAAAAGAUAAUACGUGGAAGCCAAAAGGAAGUGAUUAGGAGCUCAAAAUCAGAAUGUAGCGCUUAGUCAAGUUCCACAAACGAGUUUCUAAAAUUGUAUUAUCGAUCUUUGUCUUUAGUAAUAAAGUGUAAUUUUAUAAAAACUUAAAAUGUCAGUGGUUAAAGCAAAAGCGUUGGUGAAAAUGGAAGUUAUCCAGGUUGGUGAAUACGAGUUCACCAAACAAGAUAUAAUAGGACAUGGAGCCUUCGCCAUGGUGUACAAAGGCAGGAAAAGAAAGAAUCCAUCACAGUCAGUGGCCGUGAAAGUGGUCACGAAGAAGGGUAUUCAAAAAGCGUCAGAGAUACUCGUCAAAGAAAUAAAAAUACUCCGGGAACUGACAGCUCUUCACCACACAAACCUCGUCGCUAUGCACGACUGUAUGGACAGCCCCGCUUACGUCUACGUUGUUAUGGAGUACUGCAAUGGGGGAGAUUUGGCAGACUACCUACAAGCCAACAGACUGCUCAGCGAGGGAACAAUUCGGACCUUUCUCCGGCAGCUAGCGGAAGCAAUGCGCGCAAUACAUGCUAAGGGCAUCGUCCACCGUGAUCUUAAACCGCAGAACAUACUCCUCACGCAUAAUGUUAUGCCUCCGCGGACACCACACCCUACAGAGAUUACUCUAAAAAUCGCGGAUUUUGGUUUCGCAAGAUUCCUAGAGGAAGGCAACAUGGCCGUUACACUCUGCGGAUCACCAAUGUACAUGGCACCCGAAGUAAUAAUGUCAUUAAAGUAUGACGCAAAAGCAGAUCUUUGGAGUCUAGGUACGAUUGUGUACCAGUGUCUCACCGGCAAGGCGCCAUUCCAGGCCACCACGCCGCAUGAGCUCAAAGCGUUCUAUGAAAACAGCGUCGAUCUACAGCCCAAAAUGCCAUCUGGCACGAGUCCGGAACUGUGCAACUUAUUGAUCGGUCUGCUGAGAAGGAACGCGCGCGAGCGCAUGCCCUUCGAGGUAUUCUUCAACCACCCCUUCUUACAGAGACCGAGAACCACAUCCAUCACGAGUUUGGACUCGGAACUGCCUGACGUAUUGGAGUGCGAUAUCGAAGGCUGUGUCGAAACUAACUGUAUCCUAGAGGAGUCGUGGGACAGUCAGGAGACAAACUCUAACAGCGCUAUUCCGACGACGUCUAGUCCGCGCGCGCCCGUGUCGGCGCCGCAGCCGCAGCCGCAGCCGGUCGCGCAGCCGACCAAGAAGCCGCAGCCCACGUCUUCGGAUACGAACACUACCUACACGAUAUAUGAAGAGGUGUGUCGAUCGACAGCGGAGUCGUCGGACACGAUGUGGGCGGGCGCGGAGGACUUCGUGGUGGUGGAGGCGGACAGCGGCUCGGCGGACGGCUCGCACACGUCGCACGGCUCGUCCGCGUCCGAGGCGGCGCCGCGCCCGCGCUCGCUGGCGCUCGUGGCGCCCGCGCCCGACGCCUCGCCCCCCGCGCUGCCUGCGCACCCCGCGCACCCGCAGUCUCGGAACCCACUGAGCGUGGCGUCCAACGUGCCUCGCUCACAACCCAUCGACGUGCUCCGAUCUAAUCACAAUCGAAAUACGACCGACAUCGGCUCCCUCUCGCCGCCGACUGUACCAUUCACAAUGAGGACUCCUCCUUCGUCUCGACGACGAAGUGCAUCUGGAAGUUCCCCACCGCCCUCUCUAUGGCAGGUCUCACCCACCAAUAACAGUCCUCUGAGGAGAUCGGGCUCGUCCCCGCCGGUGUCGCUGGCGCUGAAGGCGAGCGGCGAGUCGUCGCCCAAGCGCGGCGCGCUGCCCGACGCGCUGCUGCGCGGCCUCAAGCUGCACCACGACCCGCCCGUCUACAUCCCCAACCUGCAGGAGGAGACCAUCCUGGCGGAAGAGCAUAGCAAAGUUUUCUCGCAGCUGAACUUCGUGCUGAUGCUCGCCGAGCUGCUGUCGGACCUGGCCGUGUCGUGCGGCGCGCCGCUCGCCGCGCUCAUGGACGCGUCGGACGAGCGCUGCAACGAGAGCGUGCGGCUGGGCCUGCUGGUGCAGGCGAUGCAGGCGCUGGCGGCGGGCCUGCGCCUGGCCGCCGCGCACUACCGCUCGCGCACGCUGCAGCCCACGCUGCAAGUGCGGAACGUUGUAUCGCUAAUGAACGGGAAGUACAAAUGGAUUGUCAAUGAAUCAAAAAGACUACACGAAGCGGGGGUCACGCCCGCAGUUUGUGAUAAAAUACUCUACGAACACGCUAUCGAAUUGUGCCAGAUGGCCGCAAUCGAGGAGUUGUUCGGAGACGUGAAGGAGUGCGAGCGGCGGUACAUGUCCGCGCAGGUGCUCCUGCAUUCACUCGUGCAGCGACACCCGCUGCAUCCGCACCACCGCACCACGCUCUCCAAAUACAGGGACGCAGUGCAAAGACGGCUCAACUGCCUCAAGGGGCCGCGAAAAAUCAUGGACGUGAAGUUAGAGGCUGGGAUCUCAUAAUGCAAUAGAUUAUCUUUACC